CUUUUACAUGUCAUUUUGUAUUGUAAUAAUUCCGGUUUAAAAAGGGCGUUCCUGCCUCUGCUCCCUCCCCCAAAGGCACUUAAUCCCCGUUAAUCUCUUGUGCUCCAUAGAAAGUCUGCGGCCAUGGAGACACGCAGGGAUCAUUUCUCCUCACUUUGGCAUCUCAAUGGCACACAUGUCAACAUUUGUAGAGAACACGGUCACAAAAUGUGCUGGUGGUCUCUGGUUCCUCACGGGCAGUGGGUGACAAGCCUCCAUGUGCUCCAGGUCCAUCUCUAUUCCCCUGCUCUGGAGAUAGGAAGCCACCUGCUGUGUUUCCUGCACGUUGGGCUCCUCGCUGUCCUCGGCCACCGCACGCGUGUAGGAGCGCGGCUUGAUCUUGAUGCCGGUGAUGACCACAUCAUUCAUGCGGGACUAUUGCUCCAGCUCGUCCACUCGCCGCUCCAGGUCCACAAUGCGCCGCUCUUUUUCCACGUUCUGGAGGCGUAGUUGUUUGACCUCCUCCAGCAGGCCCAAUAUAGCUGCUCCUGCUGUGUUCUGAUCGCCGCAUAGGGAGUGGAGUGUGAGCCUCAUCUCCUCCAACUCCUCCGAUGUCGGGCUUUUCCUCAGUGCAGGCAUCACGAUGGUCUAUCUGCCGACGCAUCCAGCAACAGAAGAAAAUAAUCCCACCUCCGUAUCUCAGGCUGCUAAUGCUAGGUGUGCUAGCUCGCAGCCCCGAUCGACACAAGCUGCAAAGUGUCACGACACAGUGACACAGUGACACAGCGAAGCCAAAAAAGCACAAAAAAGUACAAAAAGAUGUGCUGGCUUUGCACAAGGCGAUCGCCAAACUCGACAGCCCCACGUCGAAAACGCGCGUGAACUCCUAAACAUGUCACAGUACUGCUGUAAAAUGAUGUCUGCAGUGUUCAAGUCAGAAGUAUUACAAAAUGACUUUCCCACUCAGAGGCAUUUACUGUGAGAAAUGAAUGAUCUUUAUGUUGACAUUGAUAUUUCUUGUCAGCAGCAAGCUGCAUCUGCAACAGCGCUUGCAGGAGUUAAAGUGCAGAGAGUGCAUGGCCCACCAUAACAACAAAGAGCUGCUGCAGCAGUUUGACAAAGCUCAGGACACACUGAGUGACAUGAUCACUGCCACUGCUGCCAUGAAAACUGUGCGGAAGGAGUACGAGCAUCACUUGGAGGCCAGUGCUCCUUGUUGGCAGCAACAGAUGAAGGAGGAAACACGAGGUCAUCACACCACGGCACAACAGAAGCAUCUUCUCGCUGAGUCAGCACACCGUCCCGUACUCCCUCCGUUUCUUCAACAUGUCAUUGCCCCUGUGACACACCCCCAGUGCGGGCCCAGGCUAAAUGCAACAAGAUGGGCCUCUAAUCAAGAUGACGGCCCCUGGUCCUCAGUAGGGAUGCCCUCAGGCUCUGAUGGUCAUCUGUGCAUGGAGGACUCCACAGCACACCUUGCUGAAACAUGCAGUCAUUCAUCCCAGGAGCUGGAUGUUCCACCAGUGCGUUCAGCCAGUGAGCAUGCACAACAUGUCGGCAGCAGCACAGGGUCAACAGAACAUGUCAGCAGCAGCAGCACAGGAUCAACAGAACAUGUCAGCAGCAGCAGCACAGGAUCAACAGAACAUGUCGGCAGCAGCAGCACAGGAUCAACAGAACAUGUCGGCAGCAGCAGCACAGGAUCAAGACGAGCGAGGACAAAGACGAAAGGAAGCACCUUUACAGAGAACAGAUGCAGCUCUCAGGGAUCAUCCAGGACGUCCUCAGCUGCAGUGUCUGGAGGUCAAUCUUCAUCACGCAAAGGCAGCACCGGGACAAUCAGAAGGAAAGUCAUGGGACUUGCGCUUGGAUCCCCAAAGAUGAAGAACAAGAGAAAUGACCAAGAGAGUCCAACAAGUUCUUCUCUCAGUAAAUCUCCAGGUGAGGAUGCAGGGAGUGCGAGUCCUUUCAACCAAUCAGAAAGCACGAGAGAGCAUCCAGCGUGUGGCAGCGGAAGCAACAAGGCUGUGGAAAGCAAGGACCACGAAGAAGAAAUGGACAGAGAAGAGGACAGUGGUGAGGAUGAAGAGCUGGAUGAAGAGACGUCACAAGGGGAUGAGAGCGAGGAGGAUGGUGAUGACCUUUCAGACAAGGUCAACAAGAAGGAUUCAGUUUCUUUGCAGGAAGAGGAGGAGCAGAGUGAGGACAAUGUAGAAGAGACUGAUGAAGAGGAGGAGCAGAGUGAGGACAAUGUAGAAGAGACUGAUGAAGAGGAGGAGCAGAGGGAGGACAAUGUAGAAGAGACUGAUGAAGAGGAGGAGCAGAGGGAGGACAAUGUAGAAGAGACUGAUGAAGAGCAAACAAGUGAGGAGGAGAGCGAGUCAGAUGACAGCAUCAUUGCACCUUUGCAGAAAAGAGCUGAGAUCCUCCAGGAGGUGUCUGAUGGCAGGGAGGAGAGCACAAGAAGGUCUGAUGGCAGGGAGGAGAACACAAGAAGGUCUGAUGGCAGGGAGGGGAGCACAAGAAGGUCUGAUGGCAGGGAGGAGAGCACAAGAAGGUCUGAUGAAGACUCCACCGACGUCUUUGACGACAAGAUAGAAAACCUCCUUGCUCCUCAGACAAAGAAAGUAGAAGAAAAUGACGUGAAAGCAGAAGAGGAACACAAAGCAACUUGCAAUGUGAAGAUUUCCCCAGCAGAAACACACCAGUCAAGACACUCUGAUGACUUUGACCAUUUUUAUGACUGACCUACCUCCUAGUAGAAGCAGAAGAGAUGUUGACAUCAGAAGCAGUGGUCAAGGUCAUGUCC
This is a messenger RNA of Nerophis lumbriciformis (worm pipefish), 2788 nucleotides long. RefSeq lists its product as uncharacterized. NCBI's taxonomy places the organism in Eukaryota, Metazoa, Chordata, Actinopteri, Syngnathiformes, Syngnathidae. The record is from RefSeq and is a predicted model, not a curated record.